Molecule: messenger RNA, 699 nt
Organism: Babesia bovis T2Bo
Lineage: Eukaryota; Apicomplexa; Aconoidasida; Piroplasmida; Babesiidae
Exons: 1
Coding region: 21-659 (212 amino acids)
Biological process (GO): dolichol-linked oligosaccharide biosynthetic process
Source: RefSeq, a predicted model, not a curated record
GCAAAAGUGUGCCUAGAGGAAUGAUAAAAGCCCUUUUAUAUCUCGGAACCAUUAUCGCAGCGUUGAUAUCAAUUGUAUGGAUCAGGAAACGUGGCAAUAAAAGCAAUACCAACUCCAAAUGGAAGGUUGCAGUAGUAAUAGGACCAGGAGGACAUGCUAGAGAGAUGAGGGAUAUUAUGAAGUCCUUGCCAAAUCGAUGUUCCACGCUUGUGUAUAUAGUAGGUAACGAUAAAGAUGUUGCUACUGAAAGACUUAUCCACCAAUUAUCGCAAUCCGUCGAAACGGACGUAUCAAUAAACCAACAAAUAUACAGCCUACCUGUUCCAAAGAGUCACAGAGAAAGUUAUACCCAGGCUGCAAUCAAGGGGAUAUCAUCCUUCAUAAAGUCUUUAAAUAUGCUAUACACGGAACAGCCCGAUUUGAUAAUCACUAACGGCCCGGGUAUCGCUGUGCCAAUAUGCUUCGCAGCAACUGUGUUGAAUCUUAUCUUCAGAAGAAAUAUUAAAUUGAUAUACAUCGAAAGUAUGUGCCGCGUUGAAGACCUAUCUUUCACGGGCAAAUUACUCUACCCAGUUGUUCAUACCCUAGUGGUUAUGUGGCCGCAUUUAUCACAAAAAUGGCCUGGUGUAACAUACUUAGGCACAAUAAAAACUCUUUAAAGCCUAACUACUUCGUCUAAUUUACCAACUGUCUUGCUCA